Molecule: messenger RNA, 507 nt
Organism: Panicum virgatum (switchgrass)
Lineage: Eukaryota; Viridiplantae; Streptophyta; Magnoliopsida; Poales; Poaceae
Exons: 3
Coding region: 61-393 (110 amino acids)
Source: RefSeq, a predicted model, not a curated record
UGUAGUUCAGCCCAAGCUACCACGCUUCCUGCACUUGCUGCCCGUGUGCCCCCUCCUGUCAUGGCAGAGGCCAGCACCCAGAUCGCCGCCGACCCAAAGGCCGCGGCCACCUAUGGCGACGACUGGCGUUCCCAGCUCCAGCGAGACGCGCGGAGCAGGAUAAUCUCUAAGAUAAUGGAGACUAUGGGGGCGUAUUCGAGGCCCUUGGCGGUACCCGAGGGACUGGAUGAAAUCCUGAAAGCUGCUGUGCAACUUGAAAAAAGACCUAUGCCACAGCAGGAACGCAGUCAGAUUAUUUGCGGAAGAUUUCUCUCAAAAUGCUGGCUCUGGAGACAAGGCAGAAGCAAAACUAGGGUCGUUGUAGCUAGUUAUGGUGUGUCAUUUGUGUAUUAAUACAAAAUGAAUGACGUAAAAUACCUAAAAUAAGCCGGACACUUUGGAUAGAAACAUCAUGUCUUGUUUUUUAUUCAUGCAACGAGCAAUAUGUGUCUCUUCCUUCAUCUUCGA